Diceros bicornis minor is the source of this 1917-nucleotide messenger RNA. It is a transcript of the gene HEMGN, whose product is annotated as hemogen. Lineage: Eukaryota; Metazoa; Chordata; Mammalia; Perissodactyla; Rhinocerotidae. The coding region runs from base 1 to 1479 and encodes 492 amino acids. The transcript is spliced from 4 exons. The record is from RefSeq and is a predicted model, not a curated record. Gene Ontology annotation, cellular component: nucleoplasm. Gene Ontology annotation, biological process: regulation of osteoblast differentiation; cell differentiation.
AUGGUCUCCGAUUCGGUGAAGCUUCACAGCUGCAAGCCAGCAUUUACCACGCUGUUGCUUUUGUGCAUUUUUACUAUCCCCCGAGGCAGCCUCCAGCCGUAUUCAGCUGUUUGUCUGGACUAUCCAAAUCAUCUCCCCAGAGAGAAAAAACACAAGCGACAGAGGACAGGAAAAGGAAAAGGAAAUCAAAGAGGCAGAAAGAGACAACAAAAGACAGAACUGAAGGUGGAGCCUCGGCCACAAUUAGAAAAGGAAAUUAUGGAGAAAACUCUGGCAACUGCAAAGAAAGAAACUGAACCACCUAGCAGUGUAACCAAAGCUCUCCGUCCGGUUGCCUCCCCCCAAAGAGUUGUACCUGAGACCCAUUUUUCUGCAAUAGGUCAAGAAAGCAUUAUACAUCAGGAAAAUUCUUCUGAGUACCAAGAAACAGCAGUACAAAACCACCCUUCUGAAAUAUGCCAAGAUAGGGCUGAACCUGAGGACCUUUCUCCUAAAAUGUGCCAAGAAAUAGCUGUUCUUCAAGACCAUCCCUCCAAAAUGUACCAUGAUAUGGCUGAACCUGAAGGCUUCUCUCCUAAAAUGUGCCAAGAAAUAGCUGUAGCCAAAGCCCUUCCUUCUAAAACGUCUGAAGACAUAGCUGACCUGGAAGGAUGCUCUCUUGAAGCAUACCCCAAGCCAGAUGCACCUAAAGACUACACUCUUGAAACAUACCAAAAAAGAGCUGACCUUGAGGAAUACAAUUCUGAACCAGGUCAAGGAACAGCUGAGAUGGAAAGCUUCUUUCCUAAAACACAAGAAAUAGCUGUGCCUAAAGACCUUCCUACGAAAACAUGCCAAGAAACAGUUGAACCCGAACACUUUUCUCAUAAAAGAUAUAAAGAAAUCACUGUACCUAAAGUCCCUUCUCGUAAAACAAUCCAAGAAACACCUGCUUCACAAGAAUAUCCGCCUAAAAUAGACCAAGAAACACUUGGGCCUGAAGACUGUUCACCUGAAAUAGACAAAGAAACACUUGGGCCUGAAGACUAUUCACCUGAAAUAUACCAAGAAACACCUGGGCCUGAAGACUAUUUACCUCAAAUAUACCAAGAAACACCUGGGCCUGAAGACUAUUCACCUCAAAUAUACCAAGAAACACCUGGGCCUGAAGACUAUUCACCUGAAAUAGACAAAGAAACACCUGGGCCUGAAGACUGUUCACCUGAAAUAUACCAAGAAACACCUGGGCCUGAAGACCUCUCUACUAAGACCUAUAAAAAUAAGGAUGUGUCUAAAGAAUGCUUUCCAGAACCAUACCCAGAAACAGGUGGGCCCUCACGCCAGGAUCCUGAAGCACACCAGGAAGAUGCUAAGGAUGUUUACCCUUUUCCUCGAGAAAUGAAAGAACCCAAAGCAGAAGAACCAGAGAUACCAGCAAUUCCAAAUGCUCCUCAAGAGAUUCGCCCAGAAAAUAACGUCCAUAGCUAUGUUUUUUUUUAACAAGUGCUCAACCAUCAUUGUUGUCCAACAAAAUACACAUCUUAAUAUAUAUGUGUGAUUUUCUCAAAAUAUUGUAAAAAUAUCUACAAUAUUCAUUAAUAUUUUAACAGUGUUUUUUUCCCCAUGUAUAGACAAUAGCUGAAAGAGAGAACUCACGUGUUUUUUCAGAUUCUACCACAGACGAUAUCCUGCUAGUGUGUGUGUGCGUGUGUGUAUGUGUAGUGGGGUGAGGAUAAUGGUGGGAAGAGACAAAAUGGGAAAGGGGAAUGCUGAAUAUUUGAUUUUUUCUCCCUAAGAACAAACAUUUCUUUGAUUAAUUCUUAAGAGCAGAAAAAUUAUUAAGUCUGAAUACUUAAAAUUUGGGGGAGUAUAUAGUUUUCUUGUAACCUUUGUUCAAUUCUUAGUGUAACAAUAGCAUCAAAAUUUUAUUCAAGGUUA